Equus quagga is the source of this 802-nucleotide messenger RNA. It is a transcript of the gene BLVRB, whose product is annotated as biliverdin reductase B. Lineage: Eukaryota; Metazoa; Chordata; Mammalia; Perissodactyla; Equidae. The record is from RefSeq and is a predicted model, not a curated record. The transcript has 5 exons. The coding region runs from base 89 to 712 and encodes 207 amino acids.
CCAGGAGGACCGAGAGGGCGGCCCAGCAGCCAGCCAGUUCCCGCGCGUCCUGCGACUCGGCGGCCUCGCACCCCUCCGACUCCGCAGCAUGGUCGUUAAGAAGAUUGCGCUCUUCGGCGCCACCGGCAGAACCGGGCUCACCACACUGGCGCAGGCGGUGCAAGCAGGUUAUGAAGUGACAGUGCUGGUGCGGGAUGCCUCCAAGCUGCCCUCAGAGGGGCCCCAGCCAGCCCACGUGGUAGUGGGCGACGUUCGGCAGGCGGCUGAUGUGGACAAGACCGUGGCUGGGCAGGACGCUGUCGUCGUGCUGCUGGGCACCGGCAGUGACCUCAGUCCUACCACAGUGAUGUCCGAGGGUGCCCGGAACAUUGUGGCAGCCAUGAAGGCCCAUGGCGUGGACAAGGUCGUGGCGUGCACCUCGGCCUUCCUGCUACGGGACCUGGCCACCGUGCCCCAACGACUGCAGGCUGUGACCGAUGACCACAUCCGGAUGCACAACGUGCUGAAGGAGUCGGGCCUGAAGUACGUGGCCGUGAUGCCACCACACAUAGCCGGAGACCAGCCGCUGACUGGGAAGUACUCAGUGACCCUGGAUGGACGAGGGCCCUCGAGGGUCAUCUCUAAACACGACCUGGGCCACUUCAUGCUGCACUGCCUGACCACCGAUGAGUAUGACGGCCACAGCACCUACCCCUCCCACCAGUACGAGUAGGGUGCCAGCCCCACCCCAGAGGACGGCAUCCUGGGAAAUGGAGAACAAAGGAAGGGAGCAAUAAAUCCUGAGCCAAGAGCUUCAAAUUAU